UCUCUCAUGUAUUGGGACGGACAUAAUAUUUUUCGCGAUAAUUACGAAGCGCGUUGAAUCUUUGCGGACGCGGUAAUCGAGAGACGUUUCGAGGGGAGGGGGGGUGGUGGUAUGAGAAAUGGCGGGGCAUGUUCGUGGAUGUAGCCACGUGCGAGCAGCCGAUGCCAAAAGGAACAAUAGACUUUUCCUGCGAUCCUUAACGACGCGGUGUUGAAGUUAAAACUAACUAACUAAUUAACCAACUAACUAAGCAAGUGCUUGGCACAUACGGAGCAUGUAAGACAAUGCGGUGGUGUGGUGGUCCUUGCGAUCUCCUGCGGCGUAAGAUAUUCGUCCUCUUCGUUCUGAUCGGCUGCAGCGAUGGCUACUUUAAUAUAUUCAUCAGCCAUUCUCAAGUCAUGAAGCUUUUAGGACUCGAGGCCGAGUUGUACUACGUGCGGGAGGGGGUGGUCAACACGUACGCGAUGAAUUUCGUCGUGCCAGUGCCGGCGAGCAUAGCGGACCUAGAAUUUUCAUGGCAGAGCCUCGUAGGACACCCGUUGCCGUAUUCGAUGGAGCUGGAUUAUGACGUGGUGGGCGUGCUGGGUGGACCAUCUUCCGGAAUGAUGGCGUUACUACCACCGAAGGUAAACGUGUCUGCCAGAGGCGAGGUACCAGUCACCCUGCAGGUCUUCAGGAUCAGAUUGCCAUGCUCGGGUGUUGUUAGCGCCGAAAUUCCCCUGGCGCUCAGAUUGAAUGUCACGGCGCCGCCCGGCACUAGAUACAACGACACCAUCUUGGUCUUCAAGAGAAACAAGAUCUGCUUGAAAGGUGUUGAGACUCCUCCCAGUAAUGAUUCGGUACGUUUGGAGCCCGAUCCGUUCGUCAAUGACGCCAGUGCACUUUACAUCGCGGCUAUCUGUGCUUUCGCCUUAAUUUUGGUCGUCGGCAGUGUCGCAAGCGCAUUGUACAUCCGCAAUAGCAAAGCUCGCGUUCAAGAAUCGCAGAAAACUCUGCCUUGCUGCAGUUACUCCGCGGCCGAGACCGGUGGCCUGGCCAGGAGUUCCGUUUUAGUUAGAGUCGACCCACGGCCCGGAAGUGCGAAUUCCGGAAGUUACGCCACUAUCGCGGACCUCGAGCCGCUCUACGCGAGGCCAUGCGGUUCCAGGGCGAGUUACUACGCAGCGAGUCACGUAACGCAUCUCAGCCAGUCGACCGAUCCAUGUGAAAAGGCCAGAGCACUCGCAGUGUCCAGAUCAGCAUUAUAUUGCCGUACUCUCGUGCAGGAGGGUACUUUUGGUCGCGUAUAUAAAGGAACUUUGGAGUUAGCAGGACGAGAACAAGAAGUCAUCAUAAAAACUGUUACAGAGGUAGCAUCCGCUUAUCAAGCCUCUCUUUUAGUAGUGGAAGGCUCACAACUGGCUGGAUUAGUUCAUACAAAUAUCGCCUCUUUGGCGGCUGCUUGUCUGGACAGUUCGUGUCCUUUAUUAGCUUACACAAGCACGCCUGGUGAGCUAAACUUGAAGGUCUACCUUACGGAUGGAAAUCACCAUCCAGUGACUAGAGACUUGCCGUGCAACGGCCGAGCACAAAAUGCCCCUGCGAGGCGGCUAUUCCUCUCGACGCCGUUGUAA
Messenger RNA from Pogonomyrmex barbatus (red harvester ant), 1613 nucleotides. Its product is annotated as inactive tyrosine-protein kinase Dnt. Gene Ontology annotation, molecular function: protein tyrosine kinase activity; ATP binding. Lineage: Eukaryota; Metazoa; Arthropoda; Insecta; Hymenoptera; Formicidae. Gene Ontology annotation, biological process: positive regulation of neuron projection development; positive regulation of phosphatidylinositol 3-kinase/protein kinase B signal transduction; protein phosphorylation. The record is from RefSeq and is a predicted model, not a curated record. Gene Ontology annotation, cellular component: plasma membrane; signaling receptor complex.